Messenger RNA from Xenopus laevis (African clawed frog), 709 nucleotides. It is a transcript of the gene ndufb8.S, whose product is annotated as NADH:ubiquinone oxidoreductase subunit B8 S homeolog. The coding region runs from base 41 to 640 and encodes 199 amino acids. Gene Ontology annotation, cellular component: mitochondrion; mitochondrial inner membrane. The record is from RefSeq and is a predicted model, not a curated record. The transcript has 5 exons. Gene Ontology annotation, biological process: mitochondrial electron transport, NADH to ubiquinone. NCBI's taxonomy places the organism in Eukaryota, Metazoa, Chordata, Amphibia, Anura, Pipidae.
UGUACUGGCGCCUGCGCAGUUGGGGGGUGUACAGCAGGGAAUGAUGGCGGCUCUCAGUGCCCGCUGGGUGACAGGACUGACCCGCAGAGCCGCCUUUGGAGCGUGUUCCGGAAGCAGGGAUCAUGCUGCUUCGCUGGUGCAGAGAUCGGCCGUGAGAGCAGCAUCUGGUGUUUCAAAGAAUGAUUUGCCAGGGCCAUAUCCAAAGACCCCAGAGGAAAGAGCAACAGCAGCUAAGAAAUACAACAUGAGGGUGGAAGACUAUGAACCCUACCCAGAUGAUGGAAUGGGCUUUGGUGAUUAUCCAAAACUCCCUGAGAAAUCUCAGCAAGAAAGGGACCCAUGGUACACUUGGGAUCACCCUGACCUUAGGAGAAAUUGGGGGGAACCGAUUCAAUGGGACUUUGACAUGUAUACCCGAAACCGGGUCGAUACUUCACCUACAGCUCUACCCUGGAAUACUAUGUGCAAAUAUCUCUUUGGAUUUAUUGGGUUUAUGCUCUUCAUGUUCUGGGUUGGAGAAAAGUAUCCAGUUUAUCCUCCUGUGGCCCCUAAGCAAUAUCCAUACAACAAUCUAUACCUUGAAAGGGGUGGUGAUGCAACUAAAGACCCUCCAGAUGUUAAAAAUUAUGAAUUCAAAUGAUUUCAUAUUGUGAUGGAAUCUGUACAGCUAUUACUAAAAUACAAUAAAUAUUGGACCUUAAAUAUUUAA